Messenger RNA from Lepisosteus oculatus (spotted gar), 2656 nucleotides. NCBI's taxonomy places the organism in Eukaryota, Metazoa, Chordata, Actinopteri, Semionotiformes, Lepisosteidae. The record is from RefSeq and is a predicted model, not a curated record.
UGUUCCCAAGUUUAUCAGCAGCACUGCCAUUGUGCUUGAGUGAAGAAUUAUAUUACUGCCCUAAACUAAACUAACUAAAGGAAAAUCUCUAUGGGGAACUAUAAAUCGAGACCGACGCAGACUUGUACAGAUGAAUGGAAGAAGAAGGUUAGCGAGUCCUAUUCAGUUAUAAUAGAAAGACUGGAAGAUGACUUGCGCAUCAAGGAGAGUGAGCUGAUGGAAUUAAAGCACGUCUUCAGCUCAGAUGAAGCCUUUAAUAAGGUCAACUUAAAUUAUCGUACAGAAGGGGGUCUGUCCCUGCUGCAUCUCUGCUGCAUCUGUGGAGGUAACAAAGCUCAUAUCCGGACCCUCAUGCUAAAGGGCUUGCGCCCGUCCAGGCUGACACGCAACGGCUUCACAGCUCUGCAUCUGGCUGCUUACAAGGCCAACGCGGAGCUGGUGACCGCGCUGCUGCACGGAGGGGCGGAUAUCCAGCAGGUGGGGUACGGGGCCCUAACCGCCCUGCACAUCGCCACUGUCGCCGGCCACCACGAGGUGACACGCCUGCUGCUCAAGUUCGGGGCUGACGUGAACGCGAGUGGGGAGGUGGGCGACAGGCCUCUGCACCUGGCGGCAGCCAAGGGCUUCCUCGGCAUCGUCAAGCUCCUGUUGGACGAGGGCAGCAAGACCGACGUCAACGCCCAGGACAACGAGGACCACGUGCCCCUGCACUUCUGCGCGCGGUUCGGCCAUCACGAGGUGCUGCGGUAUCUGCUCCAGGGCAGCUCCGCGGUCCAGCCCCACUCCGUUAACAUCUACGGCGACUCUCCGUUGCACCUGGCCUGCUACAAUGGGAAGCUCGAUGCAGUGAAGGAGCUUGUUCAGCUGUCUGGGACGGAGAGCCUGACCAAGGAGAACAUCUUCAGUGAGACGGCUUUUCACAGCGCCUGCACUUACGGAAAAAACAUUGAGAUGGUGAAGUUUUUGCUCAGUCAGAAUGCAAUGAGCAUCAAUCAUCAAGGCAGAGACGGACAUACAGGGUUACACAGCGCCUGUUUCCAUGGGCACAUCCGCCUGGUCCAGUUCCUCUUAGACAGCGGGUCUGACAUGAACCUGGUUGCCUGUGAUCCCAGCAGGUCCAGCGGGGAGAAAGAUGAACAGACCUGUCUCAUGUGGGCGUACGAGAAAGGUCAUGAUGCCAUUGUCACCUUGUUGAAGCACUACAAACGGCCCCAGGACGAGUCUCCCUGUAAUGAGUAUUCCCAGCCUGGGGGAGAUGGGUCCUACGUGUCUGUUCCAUCCCCUCUGGGGAAGAUUAAAAGUAUGACAAAAGAAAAGGCGGAUGUUCUCCUGCUAAGAGCGAGUCUACCCUCUCACUUCCACCUCCAGCUGUCAGAACUGGAGUUCCAUGAAAUUAUAGGAUCAGGUUCCUUUGGAAAAGUUUACAAAGGACGAUGUAGGAACAAAAUUGUUGCAAUCAAACGGUAUCGAGCAAAUACGUACUGCUCAAAGUCCGAUGUAGACAUGUUUUGCCGUGAAGUGUCCAUUCUCUGCCGUCUCAACCAUCCCUGCGUGAUCCAGUUUGUUGGUGCCUGUUUAGAUGAUCCCAGCCAGUUUGCGAUUGUUACUCAGUAUGUCUCUGGAGGGUCACUCUUCUCUCUACUGCACGAGCAGAAGAGGAUAAUUGAUCUUCAGUCAAAGCUCAUCAUUGCCAUUGAUGUGGCAAAAGGCAUGGAAUACCUGCACAACCUCAUCCAGCCAAUCAUCCACAGAGAUCUCAACAGCCAUAAUAUCCUGCUUUAUGAAGAUGGCCAUGCAGUGGUGGCAGAUUUUGGAGAAUCCAGAUUCCUGUUGUCCAUGGAGGAGGAUAAUAUGACAAAACAACCUGGGAACCUGCGGUGGAUGGCCCCGGAGGUGUUCACUCAGUGCACCCGCUACACUGUCAAGGCAGACGUGUUCAGCUACGCCCUGUGCCUCUGGGAGCUGCUGACCGGAGAGAUUCCAUUCGCUCACCUCAAGCCAGCUGCAGCUGCAGCAGACAUGGCCUACCACCACAUCAGGCCACCCAUCGGAUACUCCAUUCCCAAGCCCAUCUCCUCCCUGCUGAUGAGAGGCUGGAACAUCUGUCCAGAGGAAAGACCAGAGUUUUCCGAAGUGGUCGCCAAGCUGGAGGAGUGUCUCUGCAAUGUCGAGCUCAUGUCCCCGGCCUCCAGUAACAGCAGCGGCUCCCUGUCUCCCUCCGCCUCCUCCGACUGCCUGGUGGCCCGGGGGGGGCCGGGCCGCAGCCACGUGGCCGCCCUGCGCUCCCGCUUCGAGCUGGAGUACGCCCUCAACGCCAGGGCUUACGCCGUCUGGUCACAGAGCACUGGGCGGAGAUCCUCUCAAGGCCUGUCCCUGGAUGAACUGAGGAAAAACCUCCAGUUUCCUCCCAUUGACAGGAAUGAACCAUCAGCAAUGCAUGUGCAACAAAAGAAUCAAGCAAAAAAGACAGGGUAUGUCUCCGAUCCUAUGAGCACCAUGCGUUUUCACUCCUGCAGCAGUAACGGGAGCUUUGAGGACAACAACUGACUUGGGUGUAGUUAACAGACAGCUCAUUAAGAAGCACCAGCAACACUGCCAAACGUCAUGUGAACUGUCCAGUUGCAAAGAAUUUCAGAUAAAGUGGACAACAAAAGUA